AAUCCUUUUGAGUUUGGUCGCAACUCCUCUUUCCCUCAUUCUCUCCCUCGAUCUGUUUUCCUUCCCUUCCUCCCUCGUCCCAGCCCCAUUUCUCGCCGGCGACGUGAUUCCUCUCUCCGGCGACGAACCUGCAGCCGCGACAUUCGGCGACACUCAUAUUUUUCGAGGCUUCCCAAACUUCUACCAAAACAUUCCACGAGGAAACGGAGCUCAACAAGCAGACCGGCGGGCGAACUCUGUUUCCGCACUGGCGAUUUGCUUCCUUGAGGCUCAACAAUCCGAAUAUCCCAACGGUAAUCCGAUUCCCAUGUUCUUCCAACUCCUUGAGGCCCAACCAGCCGCGACGUACACUAGUUUUGUAAUUGUCGUCUGUAGAUAUUGUCAUGAACGUGUGUUUUGCAACUUGCAACUGGGUGUCGCGACUGAAUUCUCACAGGACACUCCAUUUCUAGUGUUUGUUUGUAAGCACUAUGCAUCCUAUGGGUUGAUUUUCGCUAGAUCUAUAAUGGGUACCUUGAAUCAGCAAAACAUAAAAAUUAGGGACGGGACAUAGACCAGAAGCUAAACAGUAGAAGAAAUUUUGCAUUUUUCGAAAAUGUAGAUUUGAACCACUUCCUCUAAAUUUAGCGCAAGAGCCAAAAGGUCUGCAGAAACUUGUUCGGAUGCUCCAAAUUGGAGAUGAAAUGCCAGACUCAGCCUCCCUACAGAAGAAAUCACUGAGGUCAAAGGUAGCAACUAGAAAGAAAUGGACCUCUGGGUGGUGUCAUUGAUGAUGAUCCUCCUUUGUCUCGUAGGGAGCUGUUGUUCUGCAACUUCUAACCGCCUGAUUGCUCUGACUUGUAGAGAUAAAAUGUUCUUUUAGGCUCAUUGUUUUGAACAGUAGAACACUGGGAAGUUGGGAAGUCAAUCAAUAAAAACCGCAAGACGGAGUCGACACAGCGCCGGAGCUGGCGGCCGAGCUUCCGUUCAGCACCAUGAGCAUUCUCAAACCGAAGCUUAACGCUUAUCUCUGCAGAAGAGAGCCUGUGCGGACCCUGCAAUUUCGCACUUUUUCAGCUUACACCGAGAGCGAGAUCGAGAAGGAGGCUGAAAGAAAAGUAGGAUGGUUAUUGAAACUAAUCUUUGCUGGGACUGCCACAUUUCUGGGAUACCAGAUUUUUCCAUACAUGGGGGAUGACUUGAUGCAGCAAUCUGUGGCGCUCUUACAAGUCAAGGAUCCAUUGUUUAAGAGGAUGGGAGCAUCUAGAUUGGCUCGUUUUUCGAUAGAUGAUGAAAGAAGAAUGAAAAUAGUGGAGAUGGGUGGAGCUCAAGAGCUCUUAAACAUGUUGGGGGCUGCCAAAGACGAUCGCACACGUAAGGAAGCUUUGAAGGCUUUACAUGCCAUCUCACAUUCAGAUGAAGCUGUUGGUGCUCUGCAUAAAGCAGGGGCAAUCUUGGUUAUCAAAUCUGCACCGAAUUCAGUUGAAGAUGUGAAAGUGAACGAGUACAAGUCGAACCUAAUGAAGAGAUUUGAAGAUCUUAGGUAUGAUGUCUCAUCUUGACAGGUAAGAGUUUUGUUUAUUUCAUUUGUUGUUUGGUGUGGGGUAUCAAGAAAGAAGCCAUGAAACCUCUAAAGAUACACAAGGAUUAUGAUAUGAAGCCGUACUUUAGAAGGGUAUGAACUGCAUUCGCUUCAGAUGAGUGGUGGAAAUUCACAACGGCAUCCCUCACGACAUAAGAUUGAAUGAUCCAAACCUUCCUCUUCGGAGUGGAAACGGACGGGAUUUGUACAUCUUAUAAGUCUGUUUUACAUUCUUGGAAACGGGUUUUCUCAUGUCUAGAUACUUGAUAAGUGGUCAUAUUGUCUUCGCAAGUACCGCUCCUGCUUAACAAUGGGGGAUUGCUGGAGAGGUCAUGGAAAGGACUGAGAUGCUGAAACUAGUUUUGUUAUGCUCUUAGGAAUAAAAUUGAUGCAUCACCCUUUUGCUCAUGUUUUCA
This is a messenger RNA of Momordica charantia (bitter melon), 1977 nucleotides long. RefSeq lists its product as uncharacterized. Gene Ontology annotation, molecular function: protein binding. NCBI's taxonomy places the organism in Eukaryota, Viridiplantae, Streptophyta, Magnoliopsida, Cucurbitales, Cucurbitaceae. The record is from RefSeq and is a predicted model, not a curated record.